This is a messenger RNA of Crotalus tigris (Tiger rattlesnake), 1089 nucleotides long. It is a transcript of the gene MRPL16, whose product is annotated as mitochondrial ribosomal protein L16. Gene Ontology annotation, molecular function: rRNA binding; structural constituent of ribosome. The record is from RefSeq and is a predicted model, not a curated record. Gene Ontology annotation, biological process: mitochondrial translation. NCBI's taxonomy places the organism in Eukaryota, Metazoa, Chordata, Lepidosauria, Squamata, Viperidae. The coding region runs from base 148 to 906 and encodes 252 amino acids. Gene Ontology annotation, cellular component: mitochondrial large ribosomal subunit; ribosome. The transcript is spliced from 4 exons.
CGUUACUGCCCGGGUGGAUUAGACCCGCUCCCUUCGCAAUACAGCGGAGGAGAGGCGAUAACUCUCUCCGUUACUUUGUCGGAGCGAUACAUCUCCCCAUCCCUCUUGGUGUUUCUACAAAGGUGGCUCGUCUUCGGAGUGAAAGAAAUGUGGAGGCUGGUUAGGCGCCCUUUAAGCGCCCUCGCGGGGACGCCCGCGCCUUCAGGUUUUGGUGGAAUCAGAAUUCUCACUGCUGGUUACAGGAAAUAUGAUCCGCUUCCAGAUUAUACAGGAAUAAUCAUUCCUGAGAAACCCAAAUUGAAAGUGGUUGAGAGAGGACCAAACUUGAUCAGGGUUAGGCGAGAACCCAGGAAUUUACGUGACAUCAGAGGUCCUUCUACAGAAGCCACUGAAUUUACUGAAGGAAAAUUUGGUAUUGUGGCAAUGGAUGGUGGCUAUCUCCGCUGGAUUCACUUUGAAAUGAUGCGUCUGAGUAUUAAUCGCCACAUGAAUCCCAAAACAAUGUUUGCUGUGUGGAGAGUCCCUGCUCCUUACAAACCCAUUACUCGCAAAGGACUAGGACAUCGUAUGGGCGGUGGCAAAGGUGCAAUUGAUCACUAUGUGACAGCAGUGAAAUCGGGUCGCCUCAUAGUGGAAAUUGGUGGGCACUGUGAGUAUGUUGAGGUGAAACACUUCCUAACUCAAGUGUCCAAGAAAUUGCCUUUCAAAGCCCAUGCAGUCAGCAAGGAAACCCUUCAAGAGAUGCGGGACAGAGAAGAGGAGAGGCAGCGUAAUAAUCAGAAUCCAUGGACAUUUGAGCGCAUUAUUACUUCCAAUAUGCUGGGAAUACGGAAAUAUCUGAGCCCCUAUGACUUAAUGUACAAGGGUCGCUACUUGGGAAAGUUCUACCUGCCUGACAGGGUGUGAAUGGAGACUUUAGGAACCUGAUCUGCUGCAGCAAUUCUUUGAAAACUUUGUCUUUCUCAGCAAAGAUAUUUCCGGGUGAAGAAACAAGUGGCUAUAAAUCUGGAAGUCCAGUAAGUAUGGAGGAUGAUGAAGUGGUGAUGAUGAUGUAGAACUUGGGAUAAAUAAACUCAUCAUGGAAGCUUG